Emericellopsis atlantica is the source of this 1788-nucleotide messenger RNA. Its product is annotated as transporter smf2. The record is from RefSeq and is a predicted model, not a curated record. Gene Ontology annotation, biological process: intracellular manganese ion homeostasis; iron ion transport. Gene Ontology annotation, cellular component: membrane. The coding region runs from base 1 to 1788 and encodes 595 amino acids. Gene Ontology annotation, molecular function: manganese ion transmembrane transporter activity; cadmium ion transmembrane transporter activity. Lineage: Eukaryota; Fungi; Ascomycota; Sordariomycetes; Hypocreales; Bionectriaceae. The transcript is spliced from 4 exons.
AUGAAUGAUAAUGUCUCUAGGAAUGACGAGCCCUUGGAGGGAGAAGGCUGCAGCCAAAGCCUCAAUCCCCUCUCACGCGACUUGACCACCAAUGCCUCGGGCGACGAGAUCGCGUCUCCUCCUCCCUCGGUUAGCAUCCAUCGCCAUGCUGGCCAACCAUCGGGAAAAGGGGCUUUCCAAAUAGAACCUCCGUCACGACUCGCCUCUCGCUCCCCUCCUACUCGUCCCUCGCCCUCGUCACCGCCCAUCGCUCCCCCCGACCAUGGCUUGAAUGGUGAUGGUUCUACCACCAGCAGCCAGCGUCGACGUCAGCGUUCCAUGGCCCAACGCGUCAAGUCUGCCUUGUUCAAGUUUGGCUCCUUCAUUGGGCCUGGUUUCAUGAUUGCUGUUGCCUACAUUGAUCCCGGAAACUAUGCGACGGAUAUCGCCGCCGGUGCCUCGUACCGCUUCAGGCUGUUGUUCAUCGUUCUCCUGGCCAACGUCUUUGCCAUCUUUCUGCAGAGCCUUGCCAUCAAGCUUGGUACGAUCAGUGGACUCAAUCUCGCCGAGGCUUGCCGGGCCUUUCUCCCACGCUGGCUCAACUACACCCUCUACUUCUUUGCCGAGGUGGCGAUUAUUGCCACGGACAUUGCUGAGGUCAUCGGAACCGCCAUUGCAAUCAACCUCCUGUUUCCGCAGGUCCCGUUGGUGGCUGGCUGUGCCAUCUCCAUUGUGGACGUCAUGAUCAUCCUCCUCUUCUACCGCCCGGACAAGUCGAUGAAGGGCCUUAGAAUCUUCGAGUACUUUACCAUGGGCCUGGUGCUUGGUGUCGUAGUUUGCUUCUGCAUCCAACUAUCCCUGAUUCAAGACACGCCUGUCGGACAAGUCUUUAGGGGCUACCUCCCUUCGAGCGCUAUCAUCGAGCAGCAAGGACUCUACCAAGCAUGUGGUAUUCUUGGAGCAACUGUCAUGCCGCACAGUCUUUAUCUCGGGUCCGGCAUAGUGAAGCCCCGUCUACGCGAAUACGACACGAAACGCGGGCUGAUCCCUCCCGAGCCACCCUCUGGCUCUUCGUCCACCAACGAUGGCAUGGAUACGGCCUAUUAUAUCCCGUCCCUGGCGGCUAUCCGCCAUUCGCUCAAGGUCUCCAUCCUCGAGCUCGCCAUCGCUCUCUUCACCUUUGCCCUCUUUGUCAACUCGGCCAUCCUCAUCGUCGCGGGCGCCUCCUUGUACAACAACCCGAAAGCCCUCGACGCGGACAUUUUUAGCAUCCACGACUUGCUGUCCGCGUCCAUUUCGCCCGCUGCUGGCAUCAUCUUUGCCCUCGCCUUGCUCUUGUCGGGCGUCUCGGCGGGCAUCGUGUGCACCAUUGCCGGGCAGAUGGUUAGCGAGGGCGCUCUCAACUGGAGGACCCGCCCAUGGGUGCGCCGUCUGGUGACGAGAAGCAUCAGUAUCACGCCGAGCAUCAUCAUUGCCGGCGCUGUCGGACGGUCCGGGCUGAGUGCGGCGCUCAACGGGUCACAAGUGGCGCUGAGCAUCGUCUUGCCAUUUGUCUCGGCACCGCUCAUCUACUUUACGUGUCGCGACAAGUACAUGACGGUGCAGCCGGGCAUGGGUCGCUUCCAUGCCAAGGUUGAUAGCGCCGGUGUGGCCUUGUUUAGACGUCCUGUGACAGCGGGCCAGGAAGAGAGCGAAGGUGCCGUCAAGAUGGGUAAUUCGUGGUAUACGGCAAUUUUUGCUGUUCUGGUGUGGCUCAUCAUGACGGUGAUGAACGUGGCCAAUCUAGUGUUGCUAGUAAAGGGCCAGUGA